AUGAAAGGAAAGUCAUUCGCUCCGUUAAUGGGCAACUUACCGCAGCAGAGACUAGAACCUGGAGGUUACGCAUUUGAAAGUGCAGCAGGCGUGGACUAUGCCGGUCCCGUUUCCUGCGCUAGUCGUACUGGUCGCGGUUGUAGACUCAUCAAGUCGUACAUUGCUAUUUUUGUGUGCUUCACUACUAAGGCAGUUCAUUUAGAGUUGGUGGGUAACUUAACGAGCAAUAACUAUUUAUUAGCGUUACGGAGAUUUAUAUCGCGUAGAGGAAAGCCUAGAGACAUAUUUUCAGACAACGGUACCUCAUUCGUUGGCGCAUAUAAUGACCUAUCGAAAUUUCUCAAAGCCAAUUGUGAUUCCUUGGCCGCUGAUUCGGCACACGAUAACAUCAAUUUUCAUUUUAUUCCCGCGUACAGCCCUAAUUUCGGAGGUCUUUGGGAGGCAGGUGUUAAGUCAACUAAGCAUCAUUUAAAUAGAGUGCUGGGAAAUUGUAACCUAACCUUUGAGGAGCUCACCACAGCAUUGGUUCAGAUUGAGGCGAUCCUUAACUCUCGACCACUAACUCCUUUGUCAUCAGACCCAGAAGACUUAACGCCGCUCACGCCAGGUCAUUUCCUUAUCGGCCGGCCUCUCACUUCCCUGCCCGAAAGGAACUUUCAAGAACACCCUAUUACCAGGCUCACACGUUAUCAGAGGAUUGAACAGAUACGCCAGCAUUUUUGGACUCGAUGGUGUAAGGAAUACGUGGCCCAACUCCAGCAGCGUAUAAAAUGGCGAUCAUGUCAGUAUUCCCUGAAAAUUGGCACCCUAGUCCUUUUGAAGGAAGAAAACCUUCCACCCAUGAAGUGGAAAUUGGGACGCAUUGUCGAGGUAUAUCCUGGUACUGACCAGAUAACCAGAGUGGCUGAUAUUAAAACCAGAAAUGGCGUUGUUCGAAGAUCCUUUAGCAACAUUGUUCCAUUGCUGCCUGAAGAUGACGUCUCCAGUUGAAAGUCGAGCUUUCAACGCGUGGGGGCAUGUUAAGGAUUCAAAUCUUCGCGCCACCGCUCCAUAUCGUUAUGGCGUCUCAUCGGCGUCUACUCUCUGCAAUCUAUGCCACUAUUGCGCACACGCCAUUAUUGCAAUUUUUGUGAAAGUAUCUUUGAAUGCAUUUUUUACUAUUUAAAAUAAAGUACACGUUAUAAGUCGAA
Molecule: messenger RNA, 1190 nt
Organism: Bombyx mori (domestic silkworm)
Lineage: Eukaryota; Metazoa; Arthropoda; Insecta; Lepidoptera; Bombycidae
Exons: 1
Coding region: 1-990 (329 amino acids)
Biological process (GO): DNA integration
Molecular function (GO): nucleic acid binding
Source: RefSeq, a predicted model, not a curated record